Molecule: messenger RNA, 1035 nt
Organism: Malassezia sympodialis ATCC 42132
Lineage: Eukaryota; Fungi; Basidiomycota; Malasseziomycetes; Malasseziales; Malasseziaceae
Product: SDR family NAD(P)-dependent oxidoreductase
Cellular component (GO): cytosol
Molecular function (GO): oxidoreductase activity
Source: RefSeq, a predicted model, not a curated record
AUGGCGCUACACGUCGUGCUCGGUGGGCUGCUGGCCCUGUGGGCGCUGCGCUACGUGGUGCCGCGGCGAGGCCGGCGCGUGGCCAAGCUGCCUGCGGCAGAUGAGCACGUAGUGAUUCUCGGCGCAUCGACGCUCGAUGGCCUGGGCGCCGCGCUGCUGCAGCAGUACCUGCUGCGGGGCACGGAGCACCUGAUGAUCGUGGGGCGCCGUCUCGAUGGCCUGGAGCAGGUGCGCGAUCGCAUGCUGGCGCAGACGGCUGGGCGCCGCAGUGUGCGCGCGCAUGUCGAGAUUGUGCAGGCCGAGCUGACGAGCAGUGCCGACGUCGCCGCGCUGCGCGACCGCCUCCUGCAGCAGUGGGGCAGGCUCGACACGCUGCACGUCGUGUUUGGCGUGACGUCCAUCCUGCCGAUCCUCGGCGUGGCGGACGUCGAUCCGUGCGGCGUGAAUGCGAGUGGCGCUGCGAGCACGGACGUGCAUCCCACGCGCGACGGCCUCGAUCGCAUCGCGACGACUGUGCGGCAGAGCAGCGACGGCAACCUGACGGGCACGGCCAUGGUGCUGGGCGCGCUCGUGCCUAUUCUGCAGACGACGUCCGCGCACCCCGCCGUCGCGGUGAUCGGCUCCGUGGCCGGCCUCGUGCCCGCGCCGACGCGCGCCGUGUACUGUGCGACGAAAGCAUCGCAGCACUUUUUGGUGCGGUCCAUCGAGCUCGAGUGCGAGUCGCAGGCAGGUACGCCGGUGCCUGGUACGCAGCGGCGGCGCGCGCGCGUGCCGUUCCUGCUCGUCGCGCCGGGCCCCAUCCAGAACUCGUUCGUGGCUUCGUACGCGGUCGAUGCGCGCACGGGUCCACGCGACGACCGCGAGCACGCCCUGGAUGUGCACGACGUGGUCCGCGCGACACUGGCGCGGCUCGAUCAUGCGCAGUGGGGCACGCUCGUGCUGCCGGCGCGCGCCUAUGUGGCGUCGCUCUUGGCGCAGGUGAACGCGACGCGCGGCUGGAUUGGGCGCGUGGCGCAUCGCAUGUACAACUACUAG